AUGGGGCGCCAUCAGUCGGAGGGCAUCUGGGAAGCAUCUUGUGCAAGCGGCAAUAAUGUCACGCUGGCCCAUGGACAGGCAUGUGGCCAACAGCGACAGGAAGAGCAGGCGCUACAUGGCCGGCAGCAGCAGCCGCAGCAAUGGUGGCGGCGGAAACAGCAGCCCUUGCAGGAAGCGGAGGCCUGCCCGCACGAGCGUGUAGGCCUGCAACAGUGUCAGCUGCAGGGUGAUUUGGUGGAGGUGGCCAGCCUAGCGGCAGGGUUGGAAGGCUUGCGCCAGCAUCCGGGCGACCAGCCCCGAUCCGAGCAGCAGCAGCAGCAGCAGCAGCAGCAGCAGCAGCAGCAGCAGCAGCAGCAGCAGCAGCAGCAGCAGCAGACGGCCACGACACGCACAAGCUUCGACUCGGAGGCCAGCUUCAGCAUGGCUCGCGAGCCUUCGCUCAGCUGCCCGUUGCCGACGCGGUUGCAGUCCAGCCCCGCGGUUCGCAGCGGUGAUGGCACGCCUGGCCCUGCGUCCGCCGCUCACUGCCAACCCAGUACCUUGGAGGGCGUGCGAGAGUGGCACAACUUCCUGCAGGACUGCGAGCUCGAGCCAGUGGUGGCGCCUACACCCAUGCCGCCCUGCGUGGCCGCAGCGGCACUGCGCGUUCACGGCGGCCCAGGGCCGUGGCGAGCGGCCUCAGAGCCGGAGGCCUGUGAUGCAGGUGGCCGCAGCAACAGGCGGCCGCCUGGCGCUUCACUGCAACAGCGCUCGCCCUCGGGGUGCUCAGGGCAUCAGCUGUCAUCUACAGCAGAAAUAUGCGCACCCGCCAAGCGGCGCCCGGGCGGCAGUCCGUCGACCCUGGUGGAGUUUGUGGCGAGAGUGCUUGAGCUGGUGUUCCCCAGCAGCUGCCGCUGGCUGCUGUUGCUGGCCGCAGCGAUCACGUGGGGCCUGCGCAAGCAGCUGUGGCGGUCGGGUGCGCUGCGUGACCUGCGCGCGGUGUACCGAUUCCUGCUGGUCCUCGCAUCUGGCCUGUGA
Messenger RNA from Monoraphidium neglectum, 1017 nucleotides. RefSeq lists its product as hypothetical. The record is from RefSeq and is a predicted model, not a curated record. Lineage: Eukaryota; Viridiplantae; Chlorophyta; Chlorophyceae; Sphaeropleales; Selenastraceae. The coding region runs from base 1 to 1017 and encodes 338 amino acids. The transcript has a single exon.